AUGCCCAGUCAACGUCGAGGGCUCGGGUACCUCACCAAGAAGCUCCUCGGGGCUCUCUUGCUGACCCCUGAUGGCACACUUGCAUCACCUUCGUCCACGGGCAAGAAAGUCUUCGCCCAUUACAUGGUUGGAGACUCGACCACCCAGCAUCGCCAACAGGACAUCAAGGAUGCCAAAGCCAUCGGCAUCGACGGUUUCUCGCUCAACAUCGGCAAGCCCGACAGGGCCUUUGUGCGGGCGACCAUGAACGACAUGUUUGACUUUGCGGCUGGUCAAGAUUUUGGCCUGCACAUCAGCAUGGACCUUUGGGCUGCCGGUAACCCGCCAGACCGGAAGUAUAUGCCUGAUUACAAGUCACUGUUCGUCGACUUCUUUGGGCACCCUGCAUACGACCGAGGCGCCAAUGGUUUCCCCAUGGUCACAACCUUCUCUUCUGGAGGCACCGACAACUUGACUUGGGAGGAUUGGCGCGACCAGUUCGCUCAGCAAGUGUUUGUGAUUCCAAACCUGGAUGCCAUCCCAGGAUACUGGGAGUUUCAUCCGGGCUUUUGGGAGCAUUGGGGACAAGUUGUUGAUGGUCUCUUCAGCUGGGAGUCUGCUUGGCCUCUUCGCGAGGGCAAGGGCGGCGCUUUCCCGGGAGACAUCGGGCCUGAUAUGCCUCUCAUCAAAGGUAUGAAGACGUACAAGAAGAAGUACAUGAUCGGCCUCAGCCCGUUGCAGUACAAGGAUGCCUACGACACCAACAUCUACCGAGCCGGCGAUCUGAACUUGCCUACCCGCAUGCAGAACAUCCUGGCAAACCGAGAUGACAUCUACUACGUCAACGUUUUGACUUGGAACGACGGCCCCGAGUCCCACUACAUCGGCAGCAUCUGGCCGGAACAGAACACUGAUCCUGAGCCUGCCCACUACAUGAAGUUGCCGCACAAGGGCUGGCAGCGUGUCCUCGGCUCCUUCAUCGCAGCAUUCAAGGGAGAUGGAGUCAUGAGACCCUUUGGUGGUGACACGGUCACUGGCGCGUUUUGGUACAAGAGCAUCCUGUCGGACACAAAGUGCAGUGCUACUCCCAAGGAUGUUGGUAUUGAGCAACAAUAUCUAAACAAGCCUGAAUCAUACGAGACCGCCACGGACAAGGGUGCAUAUGCCGUCGUACUGCCCCAAGGCGCAUCGGGCUGGUCCAUGAGGGUACACAGCGGAGGCAAGACAGACACCAUCACUGGUCUCAAGGCUGGUUUGAACUCUGGAAACACUCAACUCAACGCGGGAGCCCAGAGCGUCGAGCUCCUCAACUCGGCCGGCCAAGUCGUCGCUGUUGCUGGAGGAGGUCGAUGUGUCUACGGAGAUGAUGAAUGCCCCGACUGCACUUACAACAUCAACCCCAACGUUGUCGAGUUCACCAGCGGUAGCAAACUGCCUGCUUCUUCCAAGUGCGACGAGAAGUGCAUAGCUAGUGGAGGAGGUGGUGACUGGGGUGAUAUCUCCAAGGAUGGAAAAUGUGGCCCCGAUCAUGGUAACACCAACUGCAUUGGCUCCACGUUUGGAUCUUGCUGUUCUCUCAAUGGCGAAUGCGGCAUGUCCACAGCCCAUUGCGGUACAGGCUGCAUCAAGUCUGCCGGUAUCUGCUUUGGCGGCAAGAAGACGGUUGACGACAAUGCUGCCGAGAAAGAAAGGGACAGUAACUGGCCCGAGGUCCUUGUCAAUGAGAUCUGUAAUCUCGAUAUGGACACAGAGGAUACCAAAUCUUUGACGAGCCGAUGGAUCCAGAGUGGUGCUGCCACUUGGUUUCUCAACUUCCUGAGGGAGCGUGGCGCCGAAAGAUGGACUGACGCGUUCUUCAAGAAAGUCAUGGACCAGAGCAGCCUAAAUUUCGACUGCACUGCUGUACUCUCGGGACACUGCAGCGGACCCGGAGAGAAAAAGUGCGCAACCUACAUCCCACCACCGUCAUACUACGUGCAUCUUCAGAUCGGGAAUCUUCACUCCGCCAUCGACCAGCUGUGGGCGGGUAUGGUCACCAACGGCAUCAAAAACCUGGCCUCUCGUAUCAAAGAAGUCGUCGAGACUUACGGCACGCCCCCGGAGUCUAAGAAUGCCCUCAUCCUCAACAUGUUUGUCGGUGUCUUGACCUCCCUGGCCGGCAUGUCGGGACACGUCAGCGACAUUUCCCCGGGCAGCACGAUGGGAAAGUUUGCCAACCCGCUGACAGUCUUCUCCGGUAUCUUUGCGCAAGCUUCGGCAGCUGACGGCGCCGUCAAGCGCAUCACGCCUGAGGAUCUGAACCGUGAUCUGGAGAAGGCCUACGGAAACAUGUUCACUGCCGUCAUGGGGCAGCUGAACGAUACUCUUCAAACCGUCUUUGGCGGCGUGCUCCCGGAGGGCUGGUCAAAGGAUGACAUUAGUCCCGAAGGCUACGUGUGGAUUCAUUUUGCCAAGGGUGAAUGGUUGAACUAUCACCUGAAAGAUGAAGCUGUCAACUUGUACGUCUCGAACACGCAGGAGAGAUUUAUAAGCCAGCCCCAUAUCGAGUUUGCGACUAUCACGGCCAUGAAGGCAGGCGGUAAAAAUCGCUACCGCCUACUGGCAUCUCCUCCAAAAUGCAUCAGCGAGGCGGAGUGCAACAAGAAGGACGGAGCCUAUUUUUACAAGGAUUACUGUCUUGCCUUUGGCUAUAUAGUUAGAGGAGGAAUAGCCCCCACGACGCCCUACCCUCUGGAGGGUAAAGAGCUCACUACCCUGCGCAAGUUUCUCCCCGACUUGAACGGAGCGCUUGUCAACAACUUUGACUGCUUUCCGUACCCGACGAUGCACCGCGAUGAGUGUCCACCCUAUACCUCGUUUCCCCUUCCCGACAAGUGCACCGAUAUCCCGGACCCUACCAUCCCGUCAGGCAAGGACUUGGACUUUACAAACCCUUUGAUAUAUCCCAAGUGCUACGUUAACUUUGCCACUAUACCAUGGGAGAAGUGCAUCGGUAAAGAGUAA
Messenger RNA from Fusarium falciforme, 2982 nucleotides. RefSeq lists its product as hypothetical. NCBI's taxonomy places the organism in Eukaryota, Fungi, Ascomycota, Sordariomycetes, Hypocreales, Nectriaceae. The transcript has 3 exons. Gene Ontology annotation, molecular function: glucan endo-1,3-alpha-glucosidase activity; chitin binding. Bases 1 to 2982 code for a protein of 993 amino acids. The record is from RefSeq and is a predicted model, not a curated record.